ACAAUGAAAAUGCAGGAUAUGGGCCCUUUAAUGUGAGAAUGCGGCUCCACAGCGCCCUCUGGCGAAACCACAACAAUCCACAUAUAAUAGGCUUUACAAUAAGCGAUGCUGAGAAGAAGCGGAAAUGCAGAUGGAAACAAAGCGGCGCUCUGACAGAGUCCGGGCGAUCAGCGGGGUGCAGAGCGGGUGCUGAGCGCUGGUGUCCGAGCAGAGCUGCUCUUCUCCUGCCCGCCUGCAUGCGUGGUAAUGUGGGCGGGCCGUCGGAGCGCCGACGCUGAGGAAGAGGAUCCACAGCCCGGAGAGCCAGAAGCUCCAGCUGCGCUCCGACGCCGCGGGACGUCUCUUCAUGUUUGCUGCCCGUCUGGGUCGAUCUUUCCCUCGCGAGGUGCGGAUUAGCCCCGCUCCUGGUGCGCCAUGAGGGUCGGGAGAUAUCUGGGUCUGGUCAGGCCCGUAGGUCCGGUGGUGGUGGGGAUCUCUCUGGGGUUCACCCUGAGCCUGCUGAGCGUGAGCUGGGUAGAAGAACCGUGUGACCUCGACCCAGUGGUCACCCUGCUCCAGGAUGGCGGUGUGGCUGCCAGAAAACCCAGCUCAAUUUCCACUGGACACGAAGAAGGAAACGAGAACUUUCAGCCGCGGAUCUUAACGUACGAGCCCGUCCAGCAGGCUCAGCCCAGGAAGAUCUUCAGGGCUAAAUACAUUAGCACAGAGUUGGGGAUCCGCGAGCGUCUGUUUGUUGGGAUUCUGACGUCUAAGAGGACCCUCAGCUCCCUGGCUGUGGCCGUGAACCGCACCAUCAGCCACCAUCUGGACAACGUGGUGUUCUUUACCGGUGCCAGAGAUCGCAAGGUCCCUCACGGGAUGUUUGUGGUUGCCCACGGCGACGAGCGGCACAUCUGGAACAUGUACCAGACCAUCAGAUACAUCCUGAAUCACUUCAUAUCCGAAUACGACUAUUUCUACCUGGCCCAGGACGACACGUACACGCAGGCUGACCGCAUUAAAGCACUGGUGGGACAUCUCAGCAUGGACCGGCUGCUCUACAUGGGCAGUCCAGAGGAGUUUGUUGGGGGUCAGACGCAGGGGAGGUACUGUUACGGAGGGUUUGGGUACCUGCUGUCCUGUGGCCUCCUGCUCACUCUGGAGCCCUUUCUGGAGAACUGCAGGAACGACAUCGUCAGUGGCAGGCCAGACGAGUGGCUCGGACGCUGCAUCGUGCAGUACACCAACACGCAGUGCGUGGAACAGUUCGAGAACCUGCAGUAUUACCACUUUGAGCUGGGGAAGAACUCGGACCCCAGUAAGGAGGACAGCGUCCAGUUCAGAAAUGCUGUCACAGUUCACCCGGUGUCUGAUCCAGAGCAGAUGUACAGACUGCACAAGCACUUCACCCAGAUAGAGCUGCAGAAAACAUACGAGGAAAUCGAGAAGCUGCAGGCAGAAAUAAAGAAUGUGAGUGGUCUGGCAUUCGAUGGCAAUCGCAGUGCCACUUGGCCGAUUGGGAUCAAUCCACCAUUUGAGCCAAAGACUCGUUUUGAGGUGCUGCAGUGGGACUAUUUCUCCGAGGACCACAUUUAUUCCUGCAUAGACGCAUCGGCAAAGUGCGAAUUGCGGGGGAUCGACCAGCUGGAUGUGGCCGACGUUAUUGAGGUGGCCAUGGAGCAGUUGAACAGGAAAUACAAGCCUGUGCUUCACCUCAACAAGCAGCAGCUUCUGAACGGGUACAGAAGGUUCGACCCAACCAGAGGGAUGGAGUACAUUCUGGACCUGCAGCUGGAAGCUGUUAACCAGAAAGGACGAAGUGGUUUCAUUACCAAACGUGUGCAUCUGCUCAGGCCCCUCAGUCGCAUCGAAAUCCUCCCGAUGCCCUAUGUAACCGAGGCCACCAGAGUCCACAUUAUCUUGCCUGUUACGUUCCAAGAUCGAGAGCAAGUCCGACAAUUCUUAGAGAUUUAUGCCUCUAAUGCCUUUACGACUGGCGAGAACGCUGUCUUGACUUUCCUCUUCAUUUAUGAACCGUACGAAGCUCAGCAGGCCAACAGGGAUGACAUUUUUGCUGGUGUCAAGGCUCAGAUUAGUACCUAUGAACGUAAGUACCCGAUGGUCAAGAUCCCCUGGAUCAGUGUCAAAACAGAAAGCCCAUCCCAGAUCAAGUACAUGGACAUCAUUUCCAAAAAGCACCAGGUAGAUACUCUGUUCUUCAUCGCCACGGUAAAAACCAGCAUCAAGUCCGAAUUUCUGAACCGUUGCCGGAUGAACUCCAUCAGCAACUGGCAGGUGUUCUUUCCCAUCCACUUCCAAGACUAUAACCCAGACAUUGCUUACCAUGGUGAACCACUGCCCAAGACCAUAGAUUUGGUCAAAGAGGCAGGUCUUUUUGACCGCAGUUCCUUCGACGAGGCAUGUUUUUACAACUCUGACUACAUGGCGGCUCGGACACGCAUGGCCGCGGACGUGCAGGAGAAUGAGGAGCUCCUGGAGAGCCUGGAUCUAUACGAUAUAUUCAUGAGUUACUCCAACCUUCACGUUUUCCGAGCGGUGGAACCGUCUCUUCACCGCCGCUACAGCUUCCAGCAGUGCAACCCACGACUUAGUGAGGAAGGCUACCACAGGUGCAUGCAAGGCAUUCUGCAGGGCCUGGGGCCUCGCUCCAAACUCGCCAUGCUUCUCUUCGACCUAGAACAGGGUAACAGCACAUAGGGCUGCCAUAUGGGGACAGAGUGGACACCAUGUUGCAAUUCUACUGCUCCACAUUACGAUUGUGAUGUGUCUUGCAAUAAUUUAAAAGCACACUGGUGGCAUGAUUUGAAGAUCGACCUGACCAGACUUACUUAUUAAUUCAUGAAUCAUUUGGAUGUCUUGAUUAAUCUAAAAAGAAACUCAUUGAAAUGCGAUCAUCUGACCAUGGUAAAAAGCACUGUGAUUGGUCAGAAUUGCAGAGGGCUAUAUUGGAAGAACAAUAAACAAACAAUAUUAUACAGCCCUAAAACUACUGUUCACAAGUGUAAAUAUGAUUUGUAAGCUCAGCCCUGCACUGAAAAAUGAAUUGACCGCCCAAAGUGUUGGAAUUCCUGCCCACUUUGUGAAAGUUGAUUGUGCUCUCACUGGCUAAAUUACACAAAUAAGUGGCAAACAAUGACUAUAGUCUUUUGGUUUAGGCCAUAAAUGUGCAAACCUGGUUUAAAUUACCUGUAUGAUAAUGCUCAUUUCUGCUAGCAUCCCUAUGGGAUUUCUAGUGGUAUGUUAGCACUAUGUUAACUGUAAGAUUUGGGUAGUUCUAGAAGAUACAAGAAAAGUUGAAGCUUGUAAGAGACAGUCCGUAUGUUUUUAUGUAAAAUGAGCAACAGACAUUAAUUUUCCAUCAUACAUUGUGUGACCUAGUUGGACUAAAGCUCGUAUUCUGGCCAGUGUUGUCUCUAGAACUUCCAGAAGGACUAGAAUGACCUUUUUUUCUUAUGAACUUGGUUCCGCCCAUUGGAAAUAAUAAUAACCAAAAAAAAGAUUGGUUGAUUUGUAUGUCUGUUCUUCAUGAUUGUAGUAAUCAAUCUAAUGUGUAAGGCCUUCAGUUUAGCUCCUAGAGUCUUAACCAAUGGGAGAGCACUGAUUUAUGUAGGUACCACAGAGAAAAACAUCCUGAUUGGGCAGUUUUCCAUUGGAUGGUUCAAGAUUUGAACCCUUCUGUUUCCAGUACUUGAAGAGUUUACAUGCAAUAAGCAUCGUGUCUGUAUUGUGGGGAAGGCCCUGAAGAAAUAUGACCAAUAUGAAGCUUUUAAUGUGUUUUAUGUGAUUUCAUUUCAUCAUAUAGUGAGGCGAUCAAUGAUUCUAGCAUUCAGAUGAAAGUUCAGACAGUGCUAGAAACGUUUGGGGUGUUGAGUCUUCAGCAAACUGUGCAAUAGACUGCCUGUGUUUUUCCACUGCCAGGUUUGAGAAUGUGUCCACUGUGUAGCCUCGUCUCUGUCCAGUGCACAGUAAGUACACUUGGCAGCGUCAAACAUAAUCAUGUCCUACGGUGAAAAACUUACCGUGAGCUCAUCUCUCUGAGGCACCUGGGUAAAAGACUGAACCUCACACUAUGUGAGCCAAGCAUGAGGCUCAUGAACAUUAGGACAUAUUGUGUUUCUAAUUUCGUGGCAGGCUUCCAACUCAUCGUCCAGCUCAGUGGUCCAGAUUAUUUUGGCUAAUUUAAAGUACAGAGAGAGUUUGGGCCAUUAAUCCUGGUAGCGUUUUAACCUUUAGAAGUCUGGCUUUAUUAUUGUUGUUUUUCUGUACUAUUUAAUUGUCACUUAAUGGAGUGUAUACAGCGUGUCCCGUGUAAUGAAUUCCAUCCACAUUCUUUAUAAGUUUGACUUUUUUUCUGUGUGUUUUUUGACGUCAAAGACAAAAACAUGGCAAAAAUGUAGAGUGUUAUGUAGAAUGAAGCCACCCCAGAAAGUACAACCAGCUUCUAAGACUUAACGUUGGAAGUGUGUCUUAGCCGGUUGGUUACUGUAGUGGUUAACGCCUCUGCCUUCUACGCUGUAGACUGGGGUUCAAUCCCCCACCAGGGCAAGCGCCCUACACUAUACCAAUAAGGGUCCUUGGGCAAGACUCCUAACACCACCUUGGCUCGCUCUGGAGAAGAGCGUCAGCCGAAUGCCAUGCAGGCUCUUUGAGGACCUGAAAGCUGAAGCUGGAAUGAAGGUAAUAAGUGGAUACAAUAAAUACUGAAAAAAAGUCCUAUUUAAUGGCUGUUUUGCCUGGAAAUAAAAGGGUGAAGGGUAGUUUCUGACUCUUGCACAGUAAAUGAUGAUCUCUCUGCGAAACAAGGCUGUACACACAAAAACAACUUUUUAUACAAUGAAGAUCUUAAUAAAACUUUGCACGUAAACGUGGUAUGGAUUGAAAGUUUAGAAUCUGCCUUUUUCCACUUCUUUCAAUGGGAUGCGAGUCAGAAAUGAUUCAUAUUAGAUUACGCCCUGCUUUUGUGAUCACAGACGACCUCUAAGGGUUAAAAGCAGAGCGUCUGCUGUAAAAGAGAACUGAAAAGUUAAGGUUUAGUGGCGAGAAGUAAAGGUAGCCGGUGUUAAUCACUGCAUAACUUGGCUUUAGUGAUGAUAUACCAGAUCAUGCUGCUCUCUGUUUGGACUGGAGGAGCUUCAUGGGCUUUAACGCUCGUUCAGGACAGGCGUGUUGUAAUAAUUUGGUGUUGGGUGAUGUUUAGCAUGCCGUUAGGAUUUGGUUCCUUUGUGCUGAGCCACUUUAAACAGUGAGCCAGCAGCUUAUCACUGCCAAAGCACAGCUGAACACUGGUGCCUUCUAAUGUACUGUAUCCUCUCUCACACACUCUGUUAUCUAGAUCUUACACCAUCAUGUUAAAUACUGUUUACAGGGUUGCGAUGUUUGCUGGUCUCUUCCACGACUGGUGAAGUGAGGAUGGUUUAACCUCUUAAACUGCAGGCUUAUUACUCAGCAACACUCUCAAAAAUAGAGGUUCUUCAGUUGGAUGUAUGGAGAAAAAACAGUAUCUUUUACAGUAUGUGGAGGUUCUUUAAUCGUCUCUAAAGUGCCUUCAAUGGUUCAGUGGUUCUUCUGUAAUAAUGUUUGUUAGCUUCCUGUUAAAAGUUUAAAGCAAACAGGUCACAAACUUUCAAAGUUUGUAAAAGAGUGAAUCAUUUUUCACGGUCUAGUUUUUAAGAUGUUAUAUCCGAAAUCUCUUUUUUGAGAGCACCAGAAAGUGGAAACAUUUAAAACCUAUAUUUUAUUUUAGCUUUUGUUUUUUUCUAUAGAUUUUAUUUUGUUGCUAUCGUUGUGUUCCGUGAUUUUGCUUAUAAUUUUGAACAUUAUUAGUGUUGUUGUUUUUAUAAAUAAUAGAACUUCAUUCUGGAUGUUAAUUUUAUUCGAAAAAUAAAGGUUCUUCACUUGGAUGUAUGGAGAACAAAACAAAGUAUCCUUUUUGUGGAGGUUCUUUAAACUUCUCUAAAGUACCUUCAACUGAAAGUGGUUCUUCUAUAGAAUCACUCCAAAGAAACCCUGUUUUUAAGAGUGCACUGUAAAACGAAUACAUUUGGAAUCGGUCUUAGUAGAAGUUAUUUUAUUCAUAGUAACUCACACUAAGUAGAUUAAAAUAAUCACAGUGUAAACAUGAUGCAGUGUUUUAGCUUUAAUACGUCGAUAACCUGGUUUUAACUCCACUGAAGUUCUAAUAGUGGGUUAACAGGGUAAUAAUAUUUGUUAGCUUCCUGUUAAAAGUUUAAGGCAAACAGGUCACAAACUUUUGAAGUUUGUAAAUCACGAUCAUUUUUCACGGUCUAGUUUUUAAGAUGUUAUAUCCAAAAUCUCUUUUUUGAGAGCACCAGAAAGUAGAAACAUUGACAACAUAUAUUUUAAUUCAGCUUUUGUUUAUAGGCCAAUAUGUGAUCUUUGACUGCGUGUCUGUUUUUGUUGUUUUGCACAAUAAAAGUACUUAAA
This is a messenger RNA of Pygocentrus nattereri (red-bellied piranha), 6444 nucleotides long. It is a transcript of the gene chpfa, whose product is annotated as chondroitin polymerizing factor a. The transcript is spliced from 5 exons. NCBI's taxonomy places the organism in Eukaryota, Metazoa, Chordata, Actinopteri, Characiformes, Serrasalmidae. The record is from RefSeq and is a predicted model, not a curated record. The coding region runs from base 415 to 2697 and encodes 760 amino acids. Gene Ontology annotation, molecular function: glucuronosyl-N-acetylgalactosaminyl-proteoglycan 4-beta-N-acetylgalactosaminyltransferase activity. Gene Ontology annotation, cellular component: Golgi cisterna membrane.